This is a messenger RNA of Suillus discolor, 764 nucleotides long. RefSeq lists its product as uncharacterized. Bases 66 to 389 code for a protein of 107 amino acids. NCBI's taxonomy places the organism in Eukaryota, Fungi, Basidiomycota, Agaricomycetes, Boletales, Suillaceae. The transcript has a single exon. The record is from RefSeq and is a predicted model, not a curated record.
CUCUGCUUAGUCUGACUCUGCUUUUUUCUAGUUAUCACUGGUUUGCAGUUUUGGUCCCUUGCGUUAUGGCUACUAGCUCUUCAUCGUCUCAUUCUGUUGGCCAUGCUUUGUCUUGUCCUAUCGCUCUGGUGGUUUCGGAUCUAAAACUUCUUGAUGAUGGAAGUGUCGACGUGCGUCUUACGCCAGUAUUUUGGGUUCGUUUGCAAUUUGUGAACCAGUUUCCGUUGACUAUCUUUUGCCUGUCACUGUUUCUAGUCUUGGCCACAUCAUUGACCAUUCUUCGACCUUUACUCUGGAAUAAUACGUCGAAAUUGUGCUGUCUGUGUCGUGUCGGUGGAUCGCAAGGAUGGAUUUGUUGUGUGUACAUGUCUGUAAUCAUGAUUUUCUAAUCUCAUCGUUUUCAAGCAUUCGAGGGUUGCCAGGUGUGAUUUGUCUCGUCUUAUCUUGCCUGUCCCUUUUGCAAUUGAUAUCGCUCUCAGCGGACCGAGCAUUCUCAUACUGAUGGCAUUGAACGUCUGUAAAGGCGGACUCUCGAUGCUAAACAGCAUUUUGUGAAUUAUUAUCAGCGCUCUCCUGAUGCUGUUGUUCAUGAGGACCCAGAGUUUGCGACCAUUUGAACGUCUGAAGAGCUGGAAAUUAUUAAGGAAUGACAACACAACAUGAGUCCGGAUGUUCAACGCAGAGCAUCGAGCAUUGUGCCUAUAGUAUGUGUGCCAGCGAACUCAAGCAUGUGGAUCUACGGAAGUUUCCUUUGCAUUUGCUGC